Amborella trichopoda is the source of this 3661-nucleotide messenger RNA. RefSeq names its product glutamate receptor 2.8. The record is from RefSeq and is a predicted model, not a curated record. Lineage: Eukaryota; Viridiplantae; Streptophyta; Magnoliopsida; Amborellales; Amborellaceae. Gene Ontology annotation, molecular function: ligand-gated monoatomic ion channel activity. Gene Ontology annotation, cellular component: membrane.
CUAACGAGUUUGAUAGCUGUUGGCAAGAAUUUGAGAGGAGAGUGAAUUCAAAUUUUUCUUAUUGCUUGUUAUCUAAGCGAGGAGAGAGAGAGAGAGAGAGAGGAGAGGAGAGGAGAGAGAGAAGAUAGAGAUUCUAAAUUGCUUGGUCAUGCGAGAGAGAGCUUUUUUUAAAUUGCUUGCUUGUUCAUUAGAGAGGGGAAGAGAAUUUUAAAGUUGUUGGGUUGUUCAUUGAGAGAGAGAGCUCUUUAUUGUUGUGAGAGAGUUCUAAAAUUGCUUGUUCAUUGGAGAGAGAGAAGUUCAUCUCUUUAGCUGAAAGAGGUGGAAAGAGGGGGAGGGAGGAGGAGUCAUCUGCCUUAGCUCAGAGAGAGAAGGCAGCUUCAUCUUCCUUAGCUCUACUCAUCAUAUUUAAAAGGUGGGUCUAAAGUUUGUAGGCAUUGAGAUGAGAAUUCAUUUCAAAAUGAAGAGCUCAGAAGUUGCGCUUCUUCUUCUCCUCUUAUUGCACUUGCUGCAAUUUCACAGAGCGGAAGCUCAAGCAAAGAAGAGAGCAGAAGAAGUUAAUGUUGGGGUGGUGAUUGGUUUGAGGUCGAUGGUGGGGAAAUCGAUGAGAAUAGGGAUAGAAAUGGCCCUGCAAGACUUCUACACCGUCCACCCCAAUCACACCACCAGACUCAUCCUCCAUUGGAGGGACUCUAAACUAGACGUCGUCGAAGCUGCCUUGGCAGCCAUGGACCUGGUGAACAACACGGGCGUGAAAGCGAUCCUCGGACCCCAGACAUCGGCGGAAGCCGAGUUCCUCUCCGACCUCGGCAAAAAUUCUCAAAUCCCCAUUCUCUCACCUUCUGCAACCUCCCCUUCUCUCUCCUCAAUCCACACUCCCUACUUCAUUAGAGCCACCCUCAGUGACUCCACCCAAGCGAAAGCCAUCGCCUCUCUCUCUCUAGCCUACAAUUGGCGACAAGCCGUGGCCAUAUACGAAGAUACGGAGUAUGGAGCAGGGUUUAUACCCUACUUAACCGAUGCUCUCCAAGAAAGAGGCUCUCGCCUUCAAGACAGGGCCAUAAUCUCCUCUUCUUCCAGUGAUGAGUACAUAGGAGAGGAGUUAUAUAGACUCAUGACGAUGCAAACCAGAGUUUUCAUAGUCCACAUUACGUCACCAGUAGCUUCCCGAUUAUUUCGGAAGGCCCAAAAAAUCGGCAUGAUGAGCAAAGGCUACGCCUGGAUUAUAACGGAUGGGCUCGCGAGUUUAUUGAGCUCCUUGAACCCUUUGGUAUUAGCAACAAUGCGAGGGGUAAUCGGGGUAAAACCGUACGUGCCGGAAUCGAAGGGCUUAGCCGAUUUAUCGGCGAGAUGGAAACCAAGAUAUAAAAUGGAGUUCAAAAAUGAGGCCCACAAUAAAAUACCGGAGGUUAAUAUUUUCGGAUUGAGGGCUUAUGAUGCGGCUUGGGCGUUGGCGCAGUCUGUUGAAACUCUCGGGAAUUUAUCGGAGAAUAAAUUGUCAGCCCCGAGAGCAUUUCCGGCGGGCUUGGAGCUCUUGAAUGCGAUAUUAAGGACUAAAUUCUCGGGAUUAAGUGGUGAUUUCCGAUUAAUUAACGGCGAGCUCCAAGCCUCAACAUUUCAAAUAGUCAAUGUUGCCGAAAAACUCAGCGGUAAAUUGGAUGCGGAAGUCAUCGGUUAUUGGUCGCCCGAUCACGGCCUCUCAAAAAAUCUGACCGUCCACAUGGCGGAACGUUACAGCAUCCACGCUGACGAUUUGCGGCCGUUGAUCUGGCCGGGAGAAUCGACGGUGGUGCCGAAGGGUUGGGUGGUCCCCACAAACGGGAAGAAAUUGAGGAUUGGGGUUCCCGUCAAGCCAGGCUUUACGGAGUUUGUGAAGGUGGAACGGAAUCCCUUAGACAACAGAGUAACGGUAAUGGGGUUUUCAAAGGACGUUUUCACGGCCGUUCUUGAUGCCUUGCCCUAUGCGUUACCAUAUGAAUUUGUUCCUUUCGGAGAGCCUAACGGUGAGAACUUCACCUACGAUGAGUUACUCUAUCAAGUCUAUAACGAGAAGUACGAUGCAGUCAUGGGCGACACCACGAUUAUAGCGAAUCGAUCAAAAUACGUCGACUUUACGUUACCAUACACAGACUCGGGUGUAGUACUGGUGGUUCCAAAGAUGCCAGAGGAAAGCAAGAAUGCAUGGGUGUUCCUGAAGCCAUUGACAUGGGAGAUGUGGAUGACAAGUGCAAUAUUCUUCGUCUUAACCGGAUUCGUGGUGUGGGUCUUAGAGCAUCCUGAAAACAGAGAUUUUAGAGGGCCUUUGUGGCAUCAAGUUGGAGUAGUCUUCUGGUUUGCCUUCUCAACUAUGGUCUUUUCUCACAAGGAAAAAGUGGUGAGCAACUUGGGCCGGCUUGUGGUUAUCAUAUGGUUGUUUGUGGUGCUGAUACUUACAUCAAGUUACACAGCCAGCUUAACUUCUUUACUCACAGUUCAACGAUUGAAGCCUACUGUAACUGACCUUAACACAUUAAUAGAAAGAGGGGAAUACAUUGGGUUUCAGUUUGGGUCAUUUGUGCCUGAACUUUUGAUGCACAUGACCUCUAAAGAUGUAAAGCUCAGGCGUUACAAUUCUCCUCAAGAAUAUGCAGAUGCCCUUUCAAAGGGAAGUAAGAAUGGAGGAGUUGGUGGAAUAGUGGAUGAGAUACCCUACAUUAAGCUUUUCCUCUCUCGCUAUUGCGAGCAAUACACAAUGGUUGGACCGACUUACCCAACUGCUGGUUUUGGUUUUGCAUUCCCAAGAAGUUCUCCUCUACUACCGGACAUCUCAAGAGCUAUACUAAAUGUAACUGAAGGAGAUCAAAUGUCAAGGAUUGAAGCAGCUUGGUUAGGCGCUCAAACAACGUGCUCUGACUCUUCGACCACCUUGUCAUCUGAAAGCUUGGAUGUCAAUAGUUUUCAGGGCCUCUUUCAAAUCACUGGAUUGGCUUCCACAUUGGCUCUCACAAUCUCCUUAAUCCUAUUUGUGUUUGACUAUUGUAAAAGACCUCGCAGAGAGAAUGUACCCACUCAAAGAAGGCUAUUGCAUAGAAUGGUCUCCAUGGUUAGAUACUUUGAUGAGAAGGUUCCAUCACCUCACGUGUUAGAGAGGUAAGAGAAAGAGAUAGAGUGGGGGAAAUAGAGAGGAAGGGAAAGAGAAAUGGAGAGAGAAGAAGAAGAGAGGAAGAUGGGGGAGCAGGUGCACCUGUUCUUAGAGGAAACCGAGAAAGUGAGAAUAGACUUGUUGAGAAUUGAGGAGAUUAGGGGAGAAUUUGAAGAAGGGGAAGUAUUCUAUGUUCACACUUGGGUUUCCUAUGGUUUGCUGGAGGCUCUCCAACCAUCUAAUAUGAGCAAGGGACUGCAGCGAUGUGUCGCUCCUUCUAUCAAAGUUCAUUAAAAGUAAUUGAGGGAGUUUCAGGGGAGGACAAAUUCUCCAACUGUCGUUGUUGGCAUCCAAUGAUAGGCAUGGUGCGAACAAAUUGUAGGAAAAUGUGCUUGGAUUGCAUUCCAACCACCCUUCAAAGAAUUGUCCAUUUCAUGUUAAGAAUCUGAAUUUAUCGUUUUCAAGUGAAUAAUUAUUUGGGCUCAUCCAAGGGUUGUGAUCUAUGCUACCAUCAAUUAGUAUGGUGUUUAUUGUCGGACGGAA